Molecule: messenger RNA, 2626 nt
Organism: Linum trigynum
Lineage: Eukaryota; Viridiplantae; Streptophyta; Magnoliopsida; Malpighiales; Linaceae
Source: the annotation of a GenBank genome assembly
UUACCAAAAUGUUGAAAAUAUGAAAAUAGAUAACAUUCAAUUUAAUGUUCUUUCUAUGGUUUAGAAUAAGCUUCAUCUAAUGAGGUAAAUUGAUAUGUGUUGGUCCCAAAAUGGUACAGUGUGGUAAAAACAUUAUGUUGAGGGUGAAAAUGAAUGCAGAAAGACGUUUGUUAGCAUCGUGAAAGAACUUUCUUGGUUGCAGCGAACUGUACUUUGUAAUCCCAUGAAUGCUAAUAAUUCUAGAAAUGGUGUGUCUUCUUAGCAAAUUGUUUGGUAGAACCUUGCAGUUACCAAAUAGGAUUCAGGAUUCAGUUUAGUCUUAAUUGGGUUCAAUUAUGUGUUUUUGAUGAUUCAACCUCAUUUCCUUGCUUUUCAAGGGCCCUAGUCACAUUUUCAUUUGCAUCUUAGAAUUUAGACGCAUCUCUGUUUCUGAUAGCAUCUCAAUUCCCCCGAUUGCUUUGUUCAGCCACACUCAGCUACCAAUUCCGAUCCGGCUGCUCCAGUCUCCAGAGGAAGUGGUUCUGGAGCAAGGAAAAAGUUUGGUCACUCGUUCAAUCAUUCUUCCUCGUCGAUUCUCAAAAGGUAACUUUAGGUAGGAUUCGAUUUAUGAUUCUCUAUAAGAUUUCUGAUUCUCAGUAUGGUUCAAAUUUCAAGUGUUGGAGAUCUUAGAGAUUAGCUCAUCCCUUUAUCCUUGAGAUAAUGUGCAUUGUAUGGAAUUGAGAGGCUUUGAAGGUUUCAGUCCCAAUAUAUUUGUAAUUUGUGGCUUAUAAUAUUAUGUACCAACUUUGUUAUAUAUAAAAUAUGGUAUUUUAUUAUAAUUCAAUUUAAUUUUUCUAAUUAAAUGGAUCACAUGUGACAUGACCGAGAAUCUUUCACGGACAACACUAUUUAUAUGAAAUUAUUUAUUUGUUAGGCUCUUGCGUUGUUCGCAACCAAAUUAUAUGGUUGUGUUAAACUUUCAUCACCACAAAAAUUAGUCACCUAAAAUAAUACUAUUGGUUGGCAUAGGAAUUAUUUACAACCAAAUUUUAUUGUUGUCUAAAAAUUCUAUAACAAAAAUAAUUAGUAGUAUAAAAUGAUAUAAUUGGUUGGUAUAUGUGUUUUUCACAACCAAAUUUUAUGGUUGUGUUAAACUUUCACAACCAAAAAUAUUGGUUGUUAUAAUGAUAUUGUUGGUUACUAAUAGUCAAAUAAAUUGGUUGUCAUUAGUAUUUAUGGCGACCAAUCAUCGACAUUCCUCAACCAAUAUUGUGAACAAUGACAACCAAAUUAAGAUGGUCGCAAAAAAAUCAAGAUUUUUUACCAUUGACAAAAUUGGUUGCAAUAGCUUUAUUUUUCGCUACCAAUCAUAAUUUUGGUUGCUGUAGGAAUUCGUAACGCGGCUAUAGCGACCACUUCUGCUACCAAAACUUUUUGGUUGUGAAAAUGUUUUAAUAACCAAUUUUAAAUUUUUAGCGACCAAAUAUGUUCGUUGCAAAAAGCCUUUUUUCUUGUAGUGUUGGAUGGCAUCCGGUUUCAACCGUGACCGGACUGGGUCAAAUCCGGUUUUAAACCGGAAACCAGAUUGACCCUUCCCAAACGUUGACGUUUGAAAAAAAUUUGAAAAAAAAAUAGAAAAGAAAAACAAUGAAAUUGAGAAGAGGGGUCUCUGCCUCCUCCACUUAAAUUCCUUCUCUCUUCUUCUUUACCGAUCUUUCUUCCACCUACCUCUUCUCCUCUCUAUUCUUCUUUCUCUUUCUUGUUUCUUCCAUCUACCUCUUCUUCUCUUUGACGACUCGUGGUCGACACCUCCUCUUCCUCCAUGCACGAGCUGAUGCGGAGGAGAUUGCGGCGGCGCUGGCUGGGGAACAGAGAGGAGGUGGUGCCGUGGUGGUGGCCAAUUGCGGCGACUCCAGUCUCCAAGGUGGGUUUCGCCGCCUAUACCCCGAGUCUCCGGCCUCUGAGCCUGCAUCAGUUCCUCAGCGAUUCUUUCCCCAUUCUCGUUGUCCGUCCCCGUCGUCUUCUCCAGCAAACAGACGGCCAACCUCCGUCGUCCCUCCUAUCACAUCUAGCAUCCGCCUUCCCUGCUCGAACCUGAGCCUUUCACCUGAAAAGAAGAUUCCCCGCCUCUUUCGGCGAGGGAGAUUAGAGGGGACUGGGGAGGAGUGAGCGGCUGGUAUGGAAACGUGGGUGAGAGCAAGAGGGAGUAGGAUUAGGUUUAGGGUUGGGCUCUGGGUCGGGCUGGAUUUGCUGAGUGUGGGCCUGGGGAUUGGAUUGUGGGCUGGGCUUGCUUGAAGAUUUUAAUCCGGCUUUCCGGUUUUAACCGGAUUGGACCGGGUUGGCAAACAGACAGACCGGAGACGGGAUCAGAUUGGAUGCAAUCCGGUUUCCGGUUACAACCAGGACGGUUUAAACUGGCAGUUUUCCGGUUUGACCGGAAAACCGGGACCGGAUUCCCACCCCUACUAAUUAUUGUGUCUACCAUGGCCGCGAGACGGCGUUGUUAAAGCCAGGACAGGUGUAUCCCUUGGAACGGAGCUGGAAUGAUUCCUAUGAAGAUGAACGUGAGUAUGAUGACAAGGGUAUUGGCCUCUGCCAAGGCACUUCGACGAUCGCCACACGCCGCCAAUCAAGACAGUUGCACGAC